UAUAAAGCCGGCGGCAUACGAACGGAGGAGGAGUAGUCUCCCAAAAGAAUUAACCUAAAAAUCCUUGGCAGAGAGAAAGAGAGACCAACGACCAAGAAGAUGAUUAUCCCUGUUCGUUGCUUCACUUGUGGAAAGGUGAUUGGAAACAAAUGGGAUCAGUAUCUUGAUCUCCUCCAGCUUGACUACACUGAAGGGGACGCACUUGAUGCACUCCAACUAGUCAGAUACUGCUGCAGGCGUAUGCUAAUGACUCAUGUUGAUCUGAUUGAGAAGCUUCUCAACUACAACACUCUGGAAAAAUCAGACAACAGUUAGAAGCGGAUGCAAAUUUGGUGGAAGAGUUUUCCUCUUUAGAGGCUUAUAUAUCAAUAUGUAUGGAAACAGUUGGUGUCUGUGGUGUAGAAACCUUAAAUUCCAUCUAAAUCAUAUGUAUGUCACUACUUUCUUGUGUCGUGUGGGUGAUUCAAUAUCAUAUUUUCUGACCUGAAAGAUUUGUCCGUGUGAAA
Capsella rubella is the source of this 506-nucleotide messenger RNA. RefSeq names its product DNA-directed RNA polymerases II, IV and V subunit 10. The record is from RefSeq and is a predicted model, not a curated record. NCBI's taxonomy places the organism in Eukaryota, Viridiplantae, Streptophyta, Magnoliopsida, Brassicales, Brassicaceae. The coding region runs from base 100 to 315 and encodes 71 amino acids. Gene Ontology annotation, molecular function: zinc ion binding; DNA-directed RNA polymerase activity; DNA binding. The transcript has 4 exons. Gene Ontology annotation, cellular component: RNA polymerase II, core complex; RNA polymerase I complex; RNA polymerase III complex. Gene Ontology annotation, biological process: transcription by RNA polymerase II; tRNA transcription by RNA polymerase III; transcription by RNA polymerase I.